CCCGAUAUCACAGACCAUUUCACCAUGAGAGGUUCCAGAAAAAAAGAGGAGAUCCUGUCGUUAGAGGCCCCUAUUGAAAUGAAACUCAAAACGGUCACACUGGCCAACAAGAAGCCCUGGCGGAUCUUGCGCUAUAACUCCAAGGUCUCGCCCGUGCCGCUGCCCGAGCCUCAGACCGACCUAGCCGCAUUGCCUGUGCCCACGUUGACUGCGGAAACACACUCGUUCACAACACGCAAGGCCUCGCCCAGACGGCCUCGCCCCAAGCCGGGCCAGCCCGCAGAAUACGUCUUCAUCGACUUGUCGCCGCAGCGCAAGACUUGCUCGUCCACCAGCUCCAACGAGUCGGAGGCCUCCCAGACAACUGCCUCCACCCGUGCGUCGUCUGUGCCGUCGAUUCCUGAGGAGACCUUGACAAAAAAGCCGAGCAAGAUGUUCAGCGGGCUUUUCAAAAAGGCCACGUCUGUGGCACAGCCCCUUGCCUACCCGCAGGCGAACCUUCAGGCCAACACCCAAACGCCCCAGGCAAGACUCCAGUCUGGUUCCGCCAUGCCUAACUCUACAAAUCAAUCAUACCAACCAUCCGCACACCCCCUUUCGUACCUCAGUUCAUCGCCGGUGCGGCCGAAUCCGGUAAAGCGCUCGUACGCGUCCUUCACUGAAACGCCCAUUGUCGCGCCGGCGACGAGACACCGCUCGUCCUCUUCCAUUACGUCGUUGUGUCUCUCUGUGGGAGAAAAUGGCCGGGCUGUGCUACAGCCGACUCCCCAUGGCUCCGGUAAGCGCAUGUCGAUGUGUUCGUCGUCCAGCGAUCUCACCGUUGGCCAGGGUCAGGGGAUUACCCCGACAGUUAUCCUGGUGAAUUCCCAGGCCAACCUUCAGGCAAAUUUCCAGGCAUAUUCUCAGGCCAAUUUCCAGGCGUAUUCUCUGCGCUCAUCACCCAUCCUCCGCCACUCGUCGCCGCCGAUCUUUGAGGAGCUCUCCGGGCCGCAAAUCCCGUCAUAUAGUUUGGCCAGUGCGCCCAGCCCGCGCUUCGGCGAUGUUUCGCACUCGCCGGAGGAUGACGACGACUACCAGAGCAUUAGCCAGUCGCAGAGUGAGGCCGAUGACGAUGACGACGCGAUGGCCGCGUUCACCAAGAUCAUUAAUCGCCGCAACCAGAUCUCUGAGCGCAAGCGAGCCAACACUAUCGGUAACACCCAUCUGGAGAAUUUCCAGAACGCGGUUGCCGGGGUUUCGCCCGGAGGACUUACCUCGCUUGGGCGAAACCUCUUGGCACGCAAGCCGCGGCCGCGGUCCAUGGUCAUCACCCAACCGCUCCAGCGGGCGAAUGUUUCCGUCGCGACAAACAUGUCAAAUCUAAGCAUUGUCUCAAAGAAGGUCAGUCCCGUGCGCAACUCGGCGACAAGACUUUUUGCGCGCAGCACCUCCACUGCCAGCUUCCAGAGCCUCCAGCGCGGCUCGUCCAUGGCUCCAGCAUCUUCACCUAUGGACUACGAAACUGUCCCACCACGCCACACGCGAACCUUCUCGUCAGUGUCGAUUUCCAACAGCUACCCCCACGCGCGGUCGCAGUCGGACGUCCAGUCGGUGGAGAGCCCAGUCGACCACGUUUACUUUGACUCGUUUAGGAGCUAUCCCGAACAGAAGGUGAAGCUUGUUUUGGGACCGCCGUUGGAAGUUCUGGGUGAGACGACGACGGAAGGGGAGUACCGAUUUCCCUCAAGUCAGGCGAAUACGAAGGCGGAUCCGCAGGCGAGCCGUCCGAGCGAACAAUGGCCUCACCCCGAGGACGUCCCGACGAAUGAUGUUAGUGAAAAUAUAUGGCCUUGUGACACGCUCGACAUGUUUGAGGCCCAGCCACACCAACAGCAAGUUCAGCAGCACUUUCAGAAUCUCUCGCGCACGGCGGUGCAGCCAGCUGAGAAAAUCGACCUAAGUGUGGGCUUCCCCGCUCCAGGUUAUAGUGAAACGUUCCCAUUCUAUGCCCUGGACGUGUAUCACCAAUCGAAAGACACGUUACUCUUCGAAGGGCCGCCAAUGGGGAGUUUUAGUGAGUACGAUAUGAACCUCAUGAGCGCGAUUCCCGUCAAAAAUGGGAACAAUCCGCUCCACGAGUUGGAUGAUUUUGACAUAGACAACUUUGUGACGUAUGACGGGGAGUACUAGGUAAGUUCGAAUCGUGUAAAUGCCUAAUUAUGAAGUUAUGAAAAAAGAAAAAAAAGAAAAAAUAUAUAUAUAUAAAAAAAUAAAAAAAAU
Messenger RNA from Babjeviella inositovora NRRL Y-12698, 2259 nucleotides. RefSeq names its product Aga1p (gene AGA1). The transcript is spliced from 2 exons. The coding region runs from base 25 to 2169 and encodes 714 amino acids. The record is from RefSeq and is a predicted model, not a curated record. NCBI's taxonomy places the organism in Eukaryota, Fungi, Ascomycota, Pichiomycetes, Serinales.